CAGUACCAGUCAAAGUACAAAACCGCCAUUAUCAGCUGUAUCAUCUCUGUUUCCUCUGUUCCAUUUGCUCAAACUUUAUGGAUAUGGAUUUAAUUGCUGGGUUUCCCUCGAGGAUGACAUGGAGUUUCAGGCCUAAUCCUAUAUUGAAUUCAAUGGCAGAGCAAAGGGCCUUCAAUUUUGGCACUCCUAUGUACUACAGAUGUGAUAUCUCUUGCAGAAUUUCAUUCAGAACCAAUCGAUUUUCUUGCAAUCUUUUUUCCGACCCGUUUGGUUGUAUCCCAAAAGGGUCCUUCAUUUCCAGUGCCAAGAAGAAAAACUCCCAAUCUGAACCGAUUCUUGACCCUUCCCAGGUUGAAGAAGUGUACAUGGAAGAUGACGGUCUAGAAGAGGAGGAUGACGAUGAAGGCCUUUUUGAUGACUUUGAAGAUGAGGAAAUUGAUGGGGAUGAUUAUCUAGAGGAUGAAUAUAUUGAAGAAGAAUCCCGUGUUGGGGAUGGAUCCGGAGGAGGUGGAGUAUCUCUGGCGGGAACUUCAUGGGAUAGGAAAGCCUUGUCUAUUGCUGAGGAAGUUGUUGCAUCAUUUGAUGGGGAGAUUGGAGUAUAUGCUUUCAAGACAUUAGUGAAUGGCAGCAUCCAAGUACGGAUAGAGAGGCUCACAAACAAAUCUGGUUCUCCUACUAUGAAGGAUAUUGAAGAUUUUUCAUCAGCCUAUAAGGCAAGGCUUGAUGAAGCAGCAGUUCAGAAAUCUGUUCCUGAUGACAUCUUUCUUGAGGUUUCCGCCCUGUCUUUUGUUUUUCAGCCGUCUUUCAGUUCUCAAGAAUCUUUCUUAGAGCAUGUUUUUAUGAGAUUUCUACUCUGUUUGAACCUCUAAGCCUAAAAUGUUGCAUCUAUCUUAGGUGUCUUCGCCUGGUGUCGAAAGGGUUGUUCAGGUUCCAGAAGACCUAGAACGUUUCAAGGAUCGAGCUUUGUAUGUGAAGUACUCCAGUGGAGUAACUGAGAGCGGCGCAACAUCAGAAAAUGAAGGUAUCUUCAAACUUAUUUCAGUUGAUCAUGAAGCCAACUCUUGCACCUGGGGAUUGGCAGAUGUGAGGAUAAACAGAGAAAAGGCCGGGAAAGGAAGACCUCUUAGCAAGAAACAAAGAGAAUGGCGUUUGGAGACUUCAUUUAGUUCCCUACUUUUAGUUCGAUUUUAUUCUGAAAUAUGAAUUGCAAUGUUCCUCCCUCCCAAGUCUGGUCCUUUUUCAGACUUUCUACAAUAAACCUUUUUUUUUUAAUACUAACUUAUUAAUUAAAUUUUCCUUAUCUUUUUAUACAUCUUUCUUCUUUUUUCUCUGAUUGCUAAUGUAAAAUCUAAAUUUGCCAAAUGACGGCCCUAAAAUUCAUGUAAAUAUUCAAAAUUGAUGAUUAUCAACCCCGUUCACGAAUAAGCAUAUAUGUAUGAGCUUUUGGAUUUUG
This is a messenger RNA of Oldenlandia corymbosa var. corymbosa, 1453 nucleotides long. The record is from the annotation of a GenBank genome assembly. Lineage: Eukaryota; Viridiplantae; Streptophyta; Magnoliopsida; Gentianales; Rubiaceae.